CACGAGGUCGGAAUCAGCUGUCGCUGAAAACAACAGAGAAAAUUUAGGCAUGGAGUUUGGGGCGAAGUGUCGGGAAGACCAUUACCUGUUUGAGGAUGGCACGGCCAUGUGUAACCACGGAUCGUAUGGGGCUGUCCCUCGGAAAGUGAUGGAAAAACAACAAAGCCUGCAGCUCUCUAUGGAGCGGACGCCAGAUCGUUGGUUCCGGGAAACUACUCCUCGACUCUUCCAGGAAUCUAUCUCUGCUCUGGCAGAGUUUACAGGGGCGAAGAAGGAAAACCUCAUGUUCAUACAGAACCCUACUACUGCUGUGAACUCUGUCCUGAAGUCCUUCCCGUUCGGCCCCGGUGAAUGCCGUGCUGGUGCAGAAUGUGUGGUGCUGGAAAUAACAGGCCCCAUCACUGAUGCCGACCAGAUUAUACAACAGUACAAGGAUGCCCUGGAGAAACAUCCCAACAUCAAACUAGCUGUCAUAGACACCAUCACCAGCCCCACAGCUAUAGCCAUCCCUGUGGCAGAACUUGUGUCCUUGUGCCACCUGAAGGGUGUCCAGGUGCUGUUGGAUGGAGCACACACACCUGGGCAACAGGUGCUACAGCUGGAGGAACUGGGGGCAGAUUAUUUCACAGGAACCCUGCACAAGUGGCUGUUUGCUCCUCGUGGCUGUGCGUUCCUGUGGGUCCGUUCUGACCACCACACUACCGUCCGCCCUGUUGUCACAUCCUGGUUCUACCAGAAGGACCUUCAGCACCAGUUCCAUAAGCAGGGCACGAGGGACGACACCCCGUACUUCUGUCUACCUGCAGCACUCAACUUUCACAGGGAACUUGGGGGUCUUGGAAGGAUAGUGGAGUACAGCAGUCAGCUCCGCAAAGAUGCAACAAAACUGCUACUGGAUGGCUGGAAGACUGAAACUCUGGGGAUACCAGAGUCCCUUCAGGCUCCCUACAUGGAGUGCAUCAAGCUGCCCCUCCCCCAGACCCCUGGUGCAGAGUCUCGGUACCCCCCCACCCCCCAGGGGGCCAUGAGUCUUCAGUACGACACGUUCCAGCUGUACAGGGUGCAGUGUGCGGUGGUGUGCAUGCUGGACGCCCUGUGGGUUCGGAUCUCCGUGUUUGUGUACAGCACCAGGGAUGACUUCCUCCGGCUCAGGGACGCCGUGCUGGCACUCAUGGCCAGGCAAGACUUCCCCGACUUCCACGGGCCGUACUGGCCAUAUCUCCUCAGGCAGGAGACUGAAUAACCAU
Branchiostoma belcheri (Belcher's lancelet) is the source of this 1247-nucleotide messenger RNA. RefSeq names its product probable L-cysteine desulfhydrase, chloroplastic. NCBI's taxonomy places the organism in Eukaryota, Metazoa, Chordata, Leptocardii, Amphioxiformes, Branchiostomatidae. The transcript is spliced from 9 exons. The record is from RefSeq and is a predicted model, not a curated record. Bases 50 to 1243 code for a protein of 397 amino acids.